CGUGACGGGCGGAGGGGCGGGAGCGGAGCCCGCAGCGAGGAGCGACCCGGCUGCUGCUGCUGCCGCCGCCUCCGCCUCCGCAGCGCCCGUCGGGAGGCGGCCGGGCAGCGCCGCCGCCGCCGAGCCCCCCCCCUCCCCGCCCCGCUCCGAGCGCCAUGGCGGCCGCGGCCGCCGAGCCCAGCAGCGGCCGGUACCAGCAGUUGCAGAAUGAAGAGGAGCCAGGCGAGACUGCACCAGUGGUGAAUGAUGCCCCUCCACCUUACAGCAGCAUUUCUGCAGAGAAUACAGCUUAUUUUGACUACAAGGAUGAGUCAGGAUUUCCUAAGCCUCCAUCUUACAACGUGGCCACAACACUGCCUAGUUAUGAUGAGGCAGAGAGAACCAAGGCUGAAGCCACAAUUCCCUUGGUUCCUGGAAGAGAUGACGACUUUGUGACACGGGAUGACUUUGACGACACCGACCAGCUGAGGAUAGGAAAUGAUGGCAUUUUCAUGCUAACUUUCUUCAUGGCAUUCCUCUUCAACUGGAUUGGAUUUUUCCUGUCUUUCUGUCUGACUACUUCAGCUGCAGGACGAUACGGGGCCAUUUCUGGGUUUGGUCUGUCUCUUAUUAAAUGGAUCCUCAUUGUUAGGUUCUCCACCUAUUUUCCUGGUUACUUUGAUGGCCAGUAUUGGCUUUGGUGGGUCUUCCUUGUACUAGGUUUUCUGCUGUUUCUCAGAGGAUUUAUUAAUUAUGCAAAGGUUAGGAAGAUGCCAGAUACUUUUUCCACUCUUCCCAGAACCAGAGUUCUCUUUAUUUACUAAAGAUGUUUUCUGGCAAAUGUCUUCCUGCGUUAGUGAAUUCUCCCUCAAGAAGCAACAGGACACCUGCAGGAAGUGAAUCAAGACUCUGGAGCAGAAGAAAAAAUAAUCACCUGCUUUAAAAUACAUAAAAAAAUAAAAGUACUGUUGGAAAAAAAAAAGGAGAAGCAUUUCUUUCUAUUUGUUUCUAGGUGUAAAAUUUUAAUAAUUAAUGCAGAAUUCUGUAAUCAUUGAAUCAUUAGUGGCUAAUGUUUGAAAAAGCUAUUGCAGUCGAGUCUGUGACGUGCUCAUAAAGCCUUAUCUAGGUAGUUUCUGUAGUGAUUUCGGUAGCAUGAGCCCUGCCCCUGGAGCCAGCAGGGGACAGGCUUGCUUUAUUUCCUCCUCCAUCCUGGGAGCGGGUUUGGGCUCUGGUCUGUCCUGUACAGCCUGCGUCAUGCUGACAGCCCGAAGGGAUGAUCUCAAAAGUUGAAGCGAUGGCAUUGCUAUGGUUACACGCCUUUCUGCUGCUUAAAUCCAACAGCACCUGUGCUGCCUGUGGCUGAAAGGAAAAAUGGGUCUAUGCGGUACAGAUUCUUGAGGUGUAAUUGGGAGAGAGUAUGAUUUUUGAAGGUGGCACAAGUAUUAAUUUUUUAAUAGUCUAUAUUCUCAAUGUUGUAGUAUACUUUACUUUCAUACUACCUACUUUUUGGACUAUAUAGGGAUUUUCACAGUACACAUUGGUAGUGUAAAAAUGAAAGAUCACGUUGCAACUUUGUAUAAAAAAUUACCUUGCAAAACAAAGGCCUUUUUUUUUUUUUUUUUCCUUUGGCUUGGGACUUUUGAGACAAUUCCUAUCAUACCUGUAAUUCUUGCUUUUAUAAUUUGUGUUAGCAGAGACUAUGAUGCGUUAUAAAUGUAGAUUUAAUGUGCACUUCUGUGCUUUCUGCCAAGUGGUAAUUCACUUUGGAGUUUUACUAUGUUAAAACUGUAAAUAUAGCAGAACAUUAAUAAAUGUCACUUAUGUAGCAA
Molecule: messenger RNA, 1808 nt
Organism: Aquila chrysaetos chrysaetos
Lineage: Eukaryota; Metazoa; Chordata; Aves; Accipitriformes; Accipitridae
Gene: NDFIP1
Product: Nedd4 family interacting protein 1
Exons: 8
Coding region: 156-803 (215 amino acids)
Biological process (GO): metal ion transport; vacuolar transport; ubiquitin-dependent protein catabolic process
Cellular component (GO): endoplasmic reticulum; perinuclear region of cytoplasm; Golgi apparatus
Molecular function (GO): WW domain binding
Source: RefSeq, a predicted model, not a curated record